AUGCCAAAGGCGGAGUUUGAAAUAAACUGGACCGAGAAUGACCCCCAAAAUCCACGGAACUGGUUCUUACCAUACAAAUUCUACGUCAUCUUCGCAAUGGGCUACGGUGCAACAGUCGUUAGCCUCUUCAGCACAUCCUACUCAGUCAGCAUCCCCGGUCUACAAGACGACUUCCACAUCUCCAAGAUCACCGGACUCCUAGGCAUAACAACAUACCUGCUGGGCAUGGCCGUAGGAAGUGUAUUCCUAGCACCCUUGAGCGAGACACUCGGCCGCCGCCCAGUCUACCUCUUAUCCGCGGGACUCUUUACGAUCUUCGUGCUACCGUGUGCUCUGGCUAAGAAUAUCGAGACGAUUCUGAUCUCGCGCUUCUUUGCUUGUUUCUUUGGCAGUGCUCUGGUGUCGAACUCUCCUGGUUCUGUUAACGAUAUUGUUCGGGAGCAUCAUCGGGCACUGGCGUUGGGGUUCUGGUCCAUUGGUCCUAUAAAUGGACCUGUGCUUGGGCCGAUUAUUGGGGGGUUUGUGUUUGAGUAUCUUGGGUGGAGGUGGACUAAUUGGUUGAUUAUGAUGAUGGGGGGUUUGGCUUUGGUUUUGGUGGGCUCUGUUGAGGAGACAUAUGCGCCGGAAACGGGGAAUUUCAAGUGGUGGAGCUCUCAUGAUACUCACCUACCGUUCCUGUCAUUUCUCAGGACCAACAUCAGCCGUCCUUUCAUCAUGCUCCUUACGGAGCCUAUUUGUAUCUUCUGGGACUGGUACGUUGCCAUCGUAUACGGCAUCCUAUACCUCUGCUUCGUGGCCUACCCCAUCGCCUUCCAAACCAACCGAGGAUGGUCCCCCGGCAUAGGCGGCCUCGCAUACCUCGGAAUAGGCUGCGGUACACUAACAAUAAUCACCCUUGAGCCCCUCCUCCGCAAAUGGAUAAACACCCACCCCAAAGACCCAUCAACCAGCAAAGUCCCACCCGAAGCAAUGGUCCGAGUAACCUGCGUCGGAGCCAUCGUGCUAGCCGUUGGCGAGAUAUGGUUCGCCUGGACAUCCACACCCAAUGUACACUGGGUCGUGCCCAUUCUUGCGGGGAUACCUUUUGGCGCGGGUAAUGCGGCGGUUUUUAUCUAUAGUAAUAAUUAUCUGGCGCAUUCGUAUGGGGUUUAUUCUGCGUCUGCGCUGGCGGGGAAUACGGUUCUUAGGAGUGUUAUGGGGGCUGUUUUGCCGCUUGCUGGGCCAGUGAUGUAUGAGAGGUUGGGGUUGGAGUGGGCGAGUUUUAUGCUGGGGAUGGCUGAGGCGGUUUGUGUUGUGAUUCCUUUUGUGUUUUUGUUUUAUGGGCAUCAGAUUAGGGAGAGGAGUACGAUGAUUCGGAAGAUGCAGGAAGGGAAGGGGUCUUAAUUUGAAACAACAUAGACUGGUGGCAAUAGCGCAUACAUUGAAC
This is a messenger RNA of Aspergillus glaucus CBS 516.65, 1426 nucleotides long. RefSeq names its product MFS transporter. Gene Ontology annotation, molecular function: transmembrane transporter activity. The coding region runs from base 1 to 1383 and encodes 460 amino acids. Lineage: Eukaryota; Fungi; Ascomycota; Eurotiomycetes; Eurotiales; Aspergillaceae. Gene Ontology annotation, biological process: transmembrane transport. The transcript is spliced from 3 exons. The record is from RefSeq and is a predicted model, not a curated record.